This is a messenger RNA of Diachasmimorpha longicaudata, 1083 nucleotides long. RefSeq lists its product as uncharacterized. Bases 93 to 671 code for a protein of 192 amino acids. The record is from RefSeq and is a predicted model, not a curated record. The transcript has 2 exons. Lineage: Eukaryota; Metazoa; Arthropoda; Insecta; Hymenoptera; Braconidae.
CCCGGUAAUAUCGGUCUUGCUUGACAUCCGUGUACUAGAGCUUUCGUACUUUUCAUUAAUUAUCGUAAUUACACGAUUUUUGAUAAUUCAACAUGGCGAUUACCGCUGAAUCUUCCAGACCCAGUGCCAGUGACAUGGAGAUGUUGGCGUUGUUUGAUGACAAUGUGGAUAUUUUUGCUAACAUUCAGCUGCAUCCUUUGCCAGCGAUGCCUCCAGCAGAAGAGAUACUCUCUAUGGACAAUACCAUCACUGACAUCAGCAAUGACGCUAUCUUUGAAAGCAUCUUCCAGAAUUGUGUCAACAGGAUGGCCAUUGUGCAGGUGUCAUCACCCCCAAACUCAUCUCCACCACCGGCUCCUGCUCAAGUUGCCACAGCACCUGAACCGAUGCAGAUCGACGCUGGAACUUUUCUAGCUCCAGCACGGCCAGUGGAGAAUCCGGAGGUGGAAACGGAGACCUUCUGGAAAAAACCUGAGAAAUUCGAGUGCAGCUACUGCAGAAAAUUCUUGAGCAAAGCUGCAUGGCAUCAUCAUCAGGUGUGCCACAUCAGGGCUAGUUUGAAAUGCAAAAUGUGUAACCACACCACCAGAACUUUGAGCGCUUUUAGAAGACACAAUGAGUACUAUCACGGCGCCACGAGAAAACGUUUUGUCUUCUUCGAUAGUUACUAGAUGGAGCUUGCUUUCUGGACAAUUCACUGUGAUGGAUUGAAUUGUUAAAUAUUUAUGUGAUUUUUAUAUGCAUUCUCUGUAAAUAUCGAUCUUCAAUUCGAGUACUAUAGAAGAUACCGUACUUGAAGAGUUAUGCCAUUUCUUACUUUUAUUUUUUUUAAGUAAAAACUUAACGGAAGAACUGACUAUUUUAAAAUAAUUUUUAAACUACUAUAAAACGCCAAAUUUUGUAGCUUAUGUACCAAAUAUUGACAAAGUCUAUUUACUAAUACAUAGUGAAUAUUGCAAAUUGUAUCAAAAUUAUCUGAUAUUCUAUUUUUUACUAUUUAAAUUUGUACGCAGACUGCAAAACUAUUUUAAUUGUUUUUACAUUUUUUAUGCAUUCGUACAAAUUUAAUGAAUAAAGCAUUAU